AUGGAUCGCCCGCGCAGCUACAUGUAUCCCCACGGCUGGGCUGGCUUGGGGUUCGGUUUCCCGGCCGCCAUGGGAGCCAAGGUUGGCCGGCCGGAGUGCCCCGUCAUCUGUGUAACCGGCGACGGCGGGUUCCAGUACAACGCCCAGGAACUCGGCACCGCCGUGCAAUAUGGCAUCAAUCCCAUCGUUAUGGUUUUCAACGACAGCGCCUGGGGAGUGCUUAAGGGCUUCCAGCAGGACCGCGGCGGGCGUCAGAUGGCUACCAAUCUGGUGAACCCUGAUUUCGUCAAGCUGUUCGAUUCCUACGGCAUCGGCGGCACCCGGGUCCACAACGUCGCUGAAAUGUCCCGCGCCGUCCAGGAUGCCGUUGUUGCCGACCGCAUCCAUCUCAUCGAAGUCGUGAUGCCCGACGGUUUUCCUGCCUUCUGCAGAAACUGA
Molecule: messenger RNA, 438 nt
Organism: Geodia barretti
Lineage: Eukaryota; Metazoa; Porifera; Demospongiae; Tetractinellida; Geodiidae
Source: the annotation of a GenBank genome assembly